AUGGACAGUCGUCCUCCACCAUUCGUUUCCAACCAUUCAAACACUCCCCAGAACGUCGCUGGGAGCGCCCAAACCCCCGCAUCCGGGUCGUCGAACAAUACCUAUCUCAUGUCUGCGAGUCCGGUCCGUCCUCGCAGGGGUAGCAGCGACAAUGGCUACAAACCGAAGAUCAUUACCACCGUUGGCGCUCGACCAGCAUGCUUAGUGAAUGCUUCGGUGACCUACGUCGGAACUGACCAGAUAUACGCUUUUGGCGGUUUUGAUCAAUAUACGGAUGAAGUGUACAACCAUGUUCUCAAGCUCGACCUGGCUACCCGACAAUGGAGUCUAGUAGAUAACUUCGGCGAUAUCCCGGGUGUUCGUAUGGGCCAUACCGCGACUUUAUGGCAGGGAGAUAAACUUCUUGUCUAUGGAGGCGAGAACGAGCACCGUUUACAUCUGUCGGAUGUCAUCAUCCUCGACCUCAAGACGCUCCAUUGGACACAACCUGAACUUCACGGUACCGCUCCACGAGGACGCGCUCGUCAUGCAGCAGUAAUUCAUGAUCAGAAACUCUGGAUCAUGGGAGGCAUGAGCGGGCAGGAUAGCUGGGUCCUCGACGAUAUCUGCUAUUUGGACCUCAAGACAUGGACAUGGUCACGAGCGUGGAGGCUGGUACAUCGCUAUGACCACACCUGCUGGAUCUGGGGCGGUCGGAUCUGGGUGUUCGGCGGGAUCAACGAGGAUAUGGAGCGAAACAGCGAACUAUGGUGGCUUGACCUCCGCGGCUCGGUCGCCUUCGAAUCGCAAAUGUCGUACGGCACCUUAGAUCGAAAUGGACAGCCCAAGAGAUUGGGAUAUGCACAACAAACCCAACCGACCCCGGGCUCGACCGGAUACACGGCCAAUUCUAGCAGUGUACAAGUCAAUUCCGGGAUCAACCCUCGAUCUUUACCGCUUGCUCCAGGCUCGAUCUCAUCGAUCAAGUUUGUGGCGAGCCCGAAUCUUCCAUCGCAGACGCUUGGUCAACAUUUCCAUGCGUACUCAUCUGGGUGUUUGCUCGACUUCCACACCGCUGCAAGUAUCUCCAAUUUUACCGACACCAGCCUCUCUGCUUUAGACUUAGAGACUCUUCGUUGGCAGCGUGUUGCAGACGGCCGCGAGCUCUUCAAUAUGAGCUAUCGCUGGCAUUACUGCGCCAUGAAUGAAGACGGGACACAAGCCUGGCUUCUCGGGUGUCCCACGGAACCCAAUAACCCUGCCGACGAGUAUCUAAGCGACGUGCUGCAUAUUGACCUGAGGAAGUUCGGCCUCUUUGGCAACGCCAUGUUCGAGUCUGAAAAAUCGGUCCUCCCAGCAUCUGAUACGCAUCGAUUUAGCCACCUCUCCGCUAUCGGCACGGACCUUGCCAAAUUCUUCGAUCUGUCACCAGGCACCGGGAGUGGCACCGACUUCAUCAUCACUACAGAGCUCGACGAACCAUCGUCGUCUCCAUCGUCACCAUCCUCCUCCCCCGAGCUUACCCACGCAUCCCUCAACCGACCCACCCCCCUUUCCCUCUCCGCAGCACAGUCUCAAACCAGCCCACCCAUCCAUGUCCACAAACUCAUCCUCCAAGCGCGCUGGCCGCACUUCUCUCGCCUCUACGCCGCGCAGAUGCUCGAAUUCCACACCAAGAAAAUGCACAUUCCCGAACCCUACUCCGCCGUCCGCGCGUUCCUCCUCUACCUCUACACCGACAGCAUCGCCCCACCCCCCGGCACCGCCCCCUCCUCCCGCUCCUCCAGCUCCCUGAACCUCCCAUCCCCCUCCACCGGCCGCCGCCAACCCGCCGGCGCCAGCCACAACCCCUCCCCAGCAUCCGCGAACGAUCCUCCCGGACCCUCCCUCCCCGACGUUGCCGGCAUGCUCGUCCUAGCGUCGUGCUAUGACAUGCCGCGGCUGCGGGCACUCUGCGUGCACCGCCUCUCCCGCGAAAUCGACGUGCAGAACGCGGCGGUCAUCUGGGAUCGUGCGUCGGUGGCAAACGAGGCGUGGCUGCGUCGUCGGGCCGCGGGGUUCUGCAUGACGCAUUGGGGGCGGGUGGUUCGCACGGCGGGGUUUCGGCAGUUGGGACGACGACAGGUGCUGGAGCUGUGUGGGGAGGUGGAUAGUGAGGGGCGGGUGGUGGGGGGGGAAGAGUUGGAGAGAGUGGGGGGAUUGGCUGGGGGACGGUUUGGGUAUGGUGGGACGGAGAAGGGAGGGAGGGAGAGGGUGAGGGAUGUGACGUCUGGGGAGGAAGAAGAGGGGGAUGGUGACGAGGAUGGAGACGGGAUGGACGUGGAAGUCGGUUGA
This is a messenger RNA of Eremomyces bilateralis CBS 781.70, 2313 nucleotides long. RefSeq lists its product as uncharacterized. Gene Ontology annotation, molecular function: protein binding. The transcript has 2 exons. The coding region runs from base 1 to 2313 and encodes 770 amino acids. NCBI's taxonomy places the organism in Eukaryota, Fungi, Ascomycota, Dothideomycetes, Eremomycetales, Eremomycetaceae. The record is from RefSeq and is a predicted model, not a curated record.